Leptonychotes weddellii (Weddell seal) is the source of this 3587-nucleotide messenger RNA. Lineage: Eukaryota; Metazoa; Chordata; Mammalia; Carnivora; Phocidae. The record is from RefSeq and is a predicted model, not a curated record.
CCGCCUAUGCUUCCCGGGGCCAGGUGCCCAUGAAGCCCCUCACUGGAGCCCAGCCCGACUCUCCCCACGCAGGCACCAUGUUCCGAAAGAAAAAGAAGAAACGCCCUGAGAUCUCGGCCCCACAGAACUUCCAGCACCGUGUCCACACCUCCUUCGACCCCAAAGAAGGCAAGUUUGUGGGCCUCCCACCACAAUGGCAGAACAUCCUGGACACACUGCGGCGCCCCAAGCCCGUGGUGGACCCUUCUCGCAUUACGAGGGUGCAGCUCCAGCCCAUGAAGACUGUGGUGCGGGGCAGCUCGGUGCCCAUGGAUGGCUACAUCUCAGGGCUGCUCAACGACAUCCAGAAGUUGUCGGUCAUCAGCUCCAACACCCUGCGUGGCCGCAGCCCCACCAGCCGGCGGCGGGCACAGUCCCUGGGGCUGCUGGGGGACGAGCACUGGGCCACGGACCCAGACAUGUACCUGCAGAGCCCCCAGGCUGAGCGCACCGACCCCCAUGGCCUCUACCUCACCUGCAAUGGGGGCACACCAGCAGGCCGCAGGCAGAUGCCGUGGCCAGAGCCACAGAGCCCAAGGGUCCUCCCCAAUGGGCUGGCCACCAAGGCACAGUCUCUAGGCCCCACGGAGUUCCAGGGCGCCACGCAGCGCUGCCUGCAGCUGGGCACCUGCCUGCAGAGCUCCCUACCCGGCGCCUCGCCCCCCGCAGCCUCCAGUAGGCACGGGACCAAGGCUGCCAGGCACGGUUCCGAGGAGGCCCGGCCACAGUCCUGCCUGGUGGGCUCGGCAACAGGCAGGCCGGGCGGGGAGGGCAGCCCCAGCCCUAAGACCCAGGAGAGCAGCCUCAAGCGCAGGCUGUUCCGAAGCAUGUUCCUGUCUACUCCUGCCACGGCCCCUGCAAGUGGCAGCAAGCCGGGCCCUCCCUCCCAGAGCAAGCCUAACUCCUCUUUCCGACCACCGCAGAAAGACCCCCCACCAAGCCUGGUGGCCAAGGCCCAGUCCUUGCCCUCGGACCAGCCCAUGGGGACCUUCAGCCCUCUGACCACCUCGGAUACCAGCAGCCCCCAGAGGUCCCUCCGCACAGCGCCUGCUGCCGGCCCACCCCCAGGCCGGUCCUCCCCCGCGGGCUCCCCACGCACCAGGCAAACCCAGAUCAGCACCAGCAACCUGUACCUGCCCCAGGACUCCGCGGUGGCCAAGGGCGCCCUGGCUGGCGAGGACACAGGUGUUGUGACACAUGAGCAAUUCAAGGCUGCACUCAGGAUGGUGGUGGACCAGGGUGACCCCCGGAUGCUGCUGGACAGCUACGUGAAGAUCGGCGAGGGCUCCACGGGCAUCGUCUGUCUGGCCCGGGAGAAGCACUCAGGCCGCCAGGUGGCCGUCAAGAUGAUGGACCUCAGGAAGCAGCAGCGCAGGGAGCUGCUCUUUAAUGAGGUGGUGAUCAUGCGAGACUACCAGCACCUCAACGUGGUGGAGAUGUACAAGAGCUACCUGGUGGGCGAGGAGCUGUGGGUGCUUAUGGAGUUCCUGCAGGGCGGGGCCCUCACAGACAUCGUCUCCCAAGUCAGGCUGAACGAGGAGCAGAUCGCCACUGUGUGCGAGGCCGUGCUGCAGGCCCUGGCUUACCUGCAUGCCCAGGGUGUCAUCCACCGGGACAUCAAGAGUGACUCCAUCCUCCUGACCCUCGAUGGCAGGGUGAAACUCUCGGACUUCGGAUUCUGUGCUCAGAUCAGCAAAGAUGUCCCUAAGAGGAAGUCCCUGGUAGGAACCCCCUACUGGAUGGCUCCCGAAGUGAUCUCUAGGUCUCUGUAUGCGACUGAGGUGGAUAUCUGGUCCCUGGGCAUCAUGGUGAUUGAGAUGGUGGACGGGGAGCCACCCUACUUCAGUGAUUCCCCAGUGCAGGCCAUGAAGAGGCUCCGGGACAGCCCCCCACCCAGGCUGAAAAACUCUCACAAGGUCUCCCCAGUGCUUCAAGAUUUCCUGGAACGGAUGCUGGUGCGGGAGCCCCAGGAGAGAGCCACGGCUCAGGAGCUCCUGGACCACCCUUUCCUGCUGCAGACGGGGCUGCCCGAGUGCCUGGUGCCCCUGAUCCAGCUCUACCGCAAGCAGACCUCCACCUGCUGAGCCCACCCCAGAGCGCACCUGCCACCUCUGCCCACAGGCGGGGGACACUGGGCAGCCAGCCUGCCGGCAGGGCCUGCCUGCCUCGUUCUCUCAGUAUUCUCUCCAAAGAUUGAAUGUGAAACCCCACCCACACCCUCCUGCCCUUCAGCCCACUGGGCCAGGCCGGACCUGCCCCUUGGUCUCUCUCCCUCCCAAGAGAGUCCCCAGUUGCCUUUGGGAUGAUGGAGACCCCUUCUACAGGAUGACCCUUCGUUAUUUGCACAGGGAUAUUUCUAAGAAACGUGGAGACCAGCACUCCUGGCCACUGUGGCCAACCCAGCAGAAAAAGCUGGUGUUUUUUAAAGGUAGUUGUGCACUAGCAUCCCAGGCCACCCAAGAGGGCAGACUGCCUGUCUUCACCAGGAUACUUGCUGUUCUCAGCUCCAGCUCUAAACCCUGGGGUCUCAAGAGGGCCACAGGGAAGGUUUCUACUGCCUGAAGCUGUCUUCCUCCCUCGUGUCUGACUUCCCGAAGGUACAGUCCGACCUGCACCUGCUUCCCAACCCACCUGCACUGACAUCACUCUCCCUGCACAGCCUACCCUGAAGUGUGAACAGCCUGCUCGCAGGCCAGGGAAGGAGGAGGAGCAUUUUUUCUGGGAGAAAGAGAAAGAAUGGAGUUAGUGGUAAACGUGGUCUCACUUUACAGGAUGGAGAGAACAUCGUGUGUGUGUGCGUGUGUGUGUGUGCAUGCGCGCCUGUGUGCGUGUGCGCACGUGUGUGUGUGUAAGUGGCAGACGGUCACCCCGACAGCCUGGCUCCCUUCAGGUCACCCACGGCCAGCAAUAAGGCUUCUCCAUCCUUUCUGCCACUAAGUUCUACUCUGAAGGGACCUGCUUUCUUGGCCUGGCUUCCCACCUCCCAAGGAUCUUGUCUCUACCUGACCAGCGAAGAGAUCUGCGUUGAGUCUAGUGCAUCCUAGGGGUUUGGCAGAUUUCUGAGUUUCGCCUAUAUUGUGGAGUCUCAGAGCCAGAGACAGGAAUGGUGAGGGAACAGACUUUGUUUUACCUGUGAGCUUCAUCUCAAUAACCAGGUCAUCAAGGACCCGUUCUUUCAAAAUCUUGGUCUUGGGGGAGGUGAACCAUCUCCUGGGGUCCCAUCCUGUCAAGAAAAUGGGCACCCCCUUUGUGCAAACCUAUCGGCCCUAGCUGCCUCUCCAGACACCUGUCUCCUUGUCCCCCUUUUCUCCCCACCUUCAGGGAUGUUGUGAGUCAGGGAAUCCAGGGAAGAACUCCAGGUGUCAGGACCCUAUCUAGAUAAUAUUUUUAGAUUCCUCUGCUCCCUAGUGGCCUGCUUUGGGGCCAAAAAUAAAUUGCAAGGACUUUUUUAAGGGUCAGAGUUUUAAAAACAAAAGCAUCUUCCCUAGAAACUUUUGUGAAUUGUUUGCACUUGUGCCUGUUUUAAAUUAAACUAAGUGUUCAAAACC